Hylaeus anthracinus is the source of this 3052-nucleotide messenger RNA. RefSeq names its product general transcription and DNA repair factor IIH helicase subunit XPB (gene hay). Gene Ontology annotation, molecular function: ATP binding; hydrolase activity; 3'-5' DNA helicase activity. Gene Ontology annotation, biological process: nucleotide-excision repair; transcription initiation at RNA polymerase II promoter. The coding region runs from base 226 to 2613 and encodes 795 amino acids. Gene Ontology annotation, cellular component: nucleotide-excision repair factor 3 complex; transcription factor TFIIH holo complex; transcription preinitiation complex. The transcript is spliced from 15 exons. Lineage: Eukaryota; Metazoa; Arthropoda; Insecta; Hymenoptera; Colletidae. The record is from RefSeq and is a predicted model, not a curated record.
CAAAUCAAAUGAUCUGAUUGCGUGUAUCAAUCAGGCAUCAAUUGGCGAGCAUGUCAAUCAAAGAGAUCGUAUAUGAAUGAUAGUUAAUGCUAAUUCAGUUGACAAUGUAAACACAGUUAAUAUAAAUUGACAAAUUUGUUUUGAUAAUAUUGAAGAGGUUUAGUAGGCUUCACUGCUGAUAGAGAAUCAUUCUGUAUAACCUAAUAAAUAAGUUAUCGAUGUAUAAUGGGUCCUCCUAAACGUUUCAAAAAAGACAACGACAGAGGCAAAUGGAAAAAGCGAAAAGAAGACCCUGAAGAGUAUAACGACGAUGACUAUUUGGAUGAUAAUGAAGCAGAAGGCAUACCAGAUGCAGCCAAGAAUGACGUUGAAAAGCAAGAUGAAACAGCACUGGAAGAUGAAUUUGGUGCAAAAGAUUAUCGUUCGCAAAUGAUUCUAAAGCCAGAUUGUUCUUCUAGACCACUUUGGGUGGCACCGAAUGGACAUAUUUUUCUGGAAUCUUUCUCACCUGUUUAUAAACACGCUCAUGACUUUCUGAUCGCUAUCUCUGAACCUGUGUGUCGUCCAGAACAUAUUCACGAGUAUAAACUGACUGCUUAUUCUUUGUAUGCUGCUGUGAGUGUUGGUCUUCAGACUCAUGACAUUGUAGAAUAUUUGAAAAGACUUAGUAAGACCAGCAUACCUGAUGGAAUUAUAGAGUUUAUAAAAUUGUGUACAUUGUCAUAUGGCAAGGUAAAACUGGUGUUAAAACACAAUAAGUAUUUCGUUGAAUCUCCAUAUCCUGAAGUAUUGCAGAAGUUAUUAAAAGAUCCAGUAAUUCAAGAGUGUAGACUGAGAAAAAAUAUAGAAGAUGAGAAAGAAGAAAUAAUUACAAAUGUUCAAAGCAAAACAAAACUUCCACAGUUUGGAGCAAAAGCAGUGACUAAUAUUCCAACUACGACCACCAAACCGACUGAAACAACUAACGACCAAGUACCAGCAGAAGCAGCGGCUGUUCCCGAAGAUAUAACUACCUUCUACGAUAAAAUGGAUAAAGAAGACGAAGAUGAGGAGGAAGAACAAGAAUUAAAAACCGUUAGUUUCGAAGUGAAUCAGGAAAAAAUUGAAGUUAUACAAAAGAGAUGUAUAGAACUGGAGCAUCCCUUAUUAGCAGAAUAUGAUUUCCGUAACGACACUGUAAAUCCAGACAUAAAUAUCGACUUGAAACCAUCAGCUGUAUUGAGACCUUAUCAGGAAAAGAGUUUGAGAAAAAUGUUUGGAAAUGGACGUGCUAGAUCUGGCGUUAUAGUUUUACCUUGCGGUGCUGGUAAAAGUUUGGUUGGAGUAACAGCUUGUUGUACAGUACGAAAGCGUGCAUUAGUAUUGUGUAAUUCUGGAGUAUCUGUGGAGCAAUGGAAACAACAAUUUAAGAUGUGGUCAACCGCUGACGAUUCGAUGAUAUGUCGUUUUACAAGCGAAGCCAAAGAUAAACCUAUGGGCUGCGGAAUAUUAAUCACUACGUAUUCCAUGAUUACCCACACACAGAAACGUUCAUGGGAAGCUGAACAAACCAUGCGAUGGCUUCAGGAACAAGAAUGGGGAAUCAUGGUCUUGGAUGAGGUACACACGAUACCUGCAAAAAUGUUCAGGAGAGUUUUGACGAUAGUUCAGAGUCACUGUAAAUUGGGUUUAACCGCGACGUUGUUGCGAGAAGACGAUAAAAUCGCUGACCUCAACUUUCUGAUCGGACCUAAAUUGUACGAGGCUAACUGGUUAGAAUUACAGAAACGUGGUUUCAUCGCUAGAGUACAGUGCGCUGAAGUUUGGUGUCCUAUGACGCCAGAGUUUUACAGAGAGUACCUUGGUUGUAAAAUGAGUAAAAAGUUGUUACUUUAUGUGAUGAAUCCUAAUAAAUUUCGUUGCUGUCAAUAUUUAAUACGAUACCACGAAAGACGCGGGGAUAAAACCAUCGUUUUCUCCGAUAAUGUUUUCGCUUUGAAACAUUACGCGAUUAAAAUGAAUAAACCGUAUAUCUACGGCCCAACUAGUCAAAACGAACGAAUACAAAUUCUGCAAAACUUCAAAUUCAAUACUAAAGUGAACACGAUAUUUGUGAGUAAAGUGGCAGAUACGUCUUUCGAUUUACCAGAAGCCAAUGUCUUGAUCCAAAUUUCGUCUCAUGGUGGUUCGCGACGACAGGAAGCACAACGAUUAGGAAGAAUUUUAAGAGCCAAAAAAGGAGCGAUCGCGGAGGAGUACAAUGCGUUUUUCUAUACACUAGUAUCGCAAGACACAAUGGAAAUGAAUUAUUCAAGGAAACGUCAACGGUUCCUUGUAAAUCAAGGAUACGCGUAUAAAGUUAUUACAAAGCUUGCUGGAAUGGACGAAGAGCCCGACUUGAUGUAUGCAUCUCGAGAGGAACAGGGUCAUUUGUUGCAACAAGUUUUGUCUGCUAGUGAUAUGGACGCGGACGAAGAAAGGAUACCUGGAGAAGGACCAAGACCGAUUAUUCGAAAAGCUGGUAACAUGACGUCGAUGUCUGGCGCAGACGAUGCAGUUUACUACGAAUACAAGAAAGCUCCCGGUUCAUCUACAGCGAACAAGCAUCCGUUGUUUAAAAAGUUCAGGACGUAGACCUUCAAUGUACAUAAAUAUAUUUUAUAUUUAUUGUUAUUUUUGUGACCGAUUUAAAAACAUGUUUCAUUACAUUUGUAUACGUUUUAUAAAGAACGGUAAUUGGUCGAUCAAAAUUUUAAUUUCAUUGACAUUUAUGUUGUCUCUUUUGUAUUUUCAUCGACAAAGUUGAUUUUAAACCACGUUUUCCAAAAGCAACAAACUAACCAUUUUAACCAUCUAUAUCUAGUAUCUAAUACCUAUCAGUUCUCGGUAAACUUGAUCUGCCCGCUCGUACGAUGUACAUACGUGGCAAUAAUAUAAUUUACGCAAAUGUAAACCCACUUUGUUGACUCGAUGCGAUAACAAUCCCCUGGUAUGCAAGCGUCCAUAGCACGCACCGCUGUAUUAACUCAAGGGAGUCCUUUUUUAAGUAUAUACUACAAACUUUGGAAGACUA